AUGACUAUAGACGACGAAGCCCCAUCCAGGGGCCAGGUCGCCCCCAAAUGGCGUGGUACCCAGGCCGACCAGGCUGAUAUGAGUACUCUGGGGAGAGAGCAGGUGUUGCGGCGUAACUUCCGAUUUAUCUCCAUUGUAGGAUUUGGCUGCACGCUGAUCGCUACGUGGGAGGUUGUUUUGACUUUGCUAACGCAAGGUCUAACCGAUGGAGGAACUGCCGGUUUGAUCUGGGGGUACCUCAUUGUCGCUGCUGGCUUCCUUCUUGUCUUCCUGAGUCUGGCCGAGAUGGCAUCCAUGGCCCCCACCUCCGGCGGACAGUACCACUGGGUAUCGGAGUUUGCUCCUCCUAGCUGCCAGAAAUUCCUCAGCUACAUCACCGGAUGGCUGUGCGCCUUGGGUUGGCAAUGUGCCAUCGUGUCAAUUGCCUAUCUGGCUGGAACUAUCAUUCAAGGCCUGAUCGUGCUGAACAAUCCGAAUUACGACGGCAAGCCGUGGCAUGGCACGCUCCUGGUGAUCGCUAUCACCUUGUUUUCGAUCAUAUUCAAUACCUUCCUGGCCAAGCGGCUACCCUUCAUCGAGGUAUUGAUUCUGAUCCUGCAUGUGUGCGGCCUGUUCGCUAUCAUGAUUCCGCUCUGGGUGCUUGGCCCUCGCCGUAGUGCGAAGCAGGUGUUUACCGAAUUCAACAACGGCGGAGACUGGAACAGCGACGGGACUGCCACUCUCGUUGGAUUCUCUACCACCAUCACUGCGUUAAUUGGAUAUGAUUGCGCGGUACACAUGUCGGAGGAGAUCAAAGAUGCGUCUGAGACCCUACCAAAGGCGAUGAUCACGUCUGUCUGCGUCAAUGCCGCCUCCGGUUUCCUGAUGCUGGUUACGGUCUGUUUCACGUUAGGCGACAUUGACGAAAUCCUAGCGAGCCCAACAGGGUACCCAUUCAUGCAGGUGUUCUACAACGCGACGGAGAGUCUGCCGGGAACAAAUACCAUGACCGCUAUUCUGGUCUUGACCCUGACGGCAAGCACGAUUACAGAAGUAGCAACGGCAUCGCGCCAGUUGUGGUCUUUUGCGCGUGAUCGCGGCCUUCCUUUCUCCGAGUUCUUCGGACAUGUAAAUCCCGGCUGGAACAUUCCCUUGAACGCCGUGAUGGUCUCUCUGGCAGUUACAAUUCUCUUGUCGCUCAUCAACAUCGGCUCUACCACCGCCCUUCUCGCCAUCGUGACCCUAACCAUUGGCGCAAUGAUGUCCUCGUACAUUAUCACGAUUGGCUGCGUCCUCCUCAAGCGUAUCAGAGGGCAGCCUCUCCCACCACACAGAUGGACGCUCGGCCGGUUCGGCAUGGCAAUCAACAUUGGGGCGCUGUGCUUCCUGUGCCCGGUCUUUGUGUUCGCCUUCUUCCCGCUCACUUCGACAGUGGAACCAGACACCAUGAACUGGUCCGCAGUAAUGUACGGGGGAAUUAUGAUGAUCGCGGUUGUGUAUUACGUGUUGCGGGGACGGCACCAUUAUAUCCCGCCUGUGGCGCUGGUGAAGCGGGAGAUGUAA
Penicillium robsamsonii is the source of this 1542-nucleotide messenger RNA. RefSeq names its product Amino acid/polyamine transporter I. Gene Ontology annotation, biological process: transmembrane transport. NCBI's taxonomy places the organism in Eukaryota, Fungi, Ascomycota, Eurotiomycetes, Eurotiales, Aspergillaceae. The coding region runs from base 1 to 1542 and encodes 513 amino acids. Gene Ontology annotation, molecular function: transmembrane transporter activity. The transcript is spliced from 7 exons. Gene Ontology annotation, cellular component: membrane. The record is from RefSeq and is a predicted model, not a curated record.